Paramecium sonneborni is the source of this 465-nucleotide messenger RNA. Lineage: Eukaryota; Ciliophora; Oligohymenophorea; Peniculida; Parameciidae. The record is from the annotation of a GenBank genome assembly.
UCUUAAACUUAUGAAUUUCUAUGCUCUUGGUUUUGAAGAUCAAAAUGAUUUAGGUAUUUUUUAAUUUAAAUUAUCAAGCUUUGGAAGGACAAGAACAGAUUUAAGUUAAUUAAGAACAGGACUAUGAAUUUGAUUAAAGCUCUAACAUAUAAAUUGAUAAAAAUAAUACUUUCGAUGGUUAUUUAUAAGAAGAACCAGUUUUAUUGUUUAAUGUUGAGGAAGAAUCUCCAAAAAAAAAAUAAAAAUAAAUCGUUAGAAAAUCCAAAAAAAUAAGAAAAUCAGAUACCGAAACAGAAGUCUAGUCUUAAAAAAAAUUGUCUAAAUUUAAAAUGAAUAAUGAUAUUGCAAAACUCUAAUAAUGCCAAAUGUUAAAAACUAUUAUUUCUUAAAUGGAGACAAUUCUUUAAAAUACUAGAACAUAAAUUCUAAAUUAGAUAAUGAAAUAGUAGCAGAUCCAAUAAUGAC